Messenger RNA from Metschnikowia bicuspidata var. bicuspidata NRRL YB-4993, 867 nucleotides. RefSeq lists its product as uncharacterized. Gene Ontology annotation, biological process: fatty acid catabolic process. Bases 1 to 867 code for a protein of 288 amino acids. NCBI's taxonomy places the organism in Eukaryota, Fungi, Ascomycota, Pichiomycetes, Serinales, Metschnikowiaceae. Gene Ontology annotation, molecular function: 2,4-dienoyl-CoA reductase (NADPH) activity. The record is from RefSeq and is a predicted model, not a curated record. The transcript has a single exon.
AUGGUAUUAACUCAAGAAUUCGUCAAAGACUCGGUCUGGAAGGCCGAUAUCUUCAAAGGCAAAGUCGUAUUUGUCACAGGUGGCGCCGGCACGAUUUGCCGUGUGCAGACAGAAGCAAUGGUCUUGCUUGGAGCUAACGCGGCUAUUGUCGGCAGAAACAAAGAGAAAACAGACCGCGUGGCCGAGGAGAUUCGCCAAUUGCGCCCGGGCGCCAAGGUCGUCAGCUGUCCCAACACCGACGUCAGAAACGUGCAGUCGAUUGCAAAGGCCGUGGAGCAGACAGUGCAGGAGCUUGGCCGGAUCGACUUCCUCAUUGCAGGUGCCGCUGGCAACUUUUUGGCAGACUUUAACCAUUUGUCGUCGAACGCGUUUGCCUCGGUGGUCAACAUCGACUUGCUUGGGCUGUUCAAUGCAGUGAAGGCAACGUUCAACGAGCUCAGAAAGAACAAGGGUGCCAUUCUAUUCGUCUCGGCCACGUUGCACUACUACGGCGUGCCAUUCCAGACGCACGUGGGCGCGGCGAAGGCCGGCGUCGAUGCGUUGCUGAAUGCGUUGGCCGUGGAGUUGGGGCCCUUGGGGAUUCGGACCAACUGCAUUGCGCCCGGCCCGAUUGCGGGCACGGAGGGCAUGGACAGGCUCGUCAAGAACCAGGACGAGUAUGUUAGCAAGAUCCCGCUCCAGCGGUUGGGCACGACCCGCGACAUUGCGGAGGCCACGGUGUACUUGUUCUCACCGGCUGCCAGCUACGUGACGGGCACGGUGCAUGUGGUGGAUGGAGCUGCGUGGCAAAACGGGCAGCUGUCGAUGCAAAACUUGUACCCAGUGGAGCUCAUCAAGAGAAACAGCGAGGUGUUGGCCAAGCUUUGA